UGUAUACGCGCACAUUAUAUGUACAUCAAUGACAGUAAUAAGUGUAGCAUAAAUGUUUGUAUUUAACGUCUUUGUUCAUUAGAAGAGCUGAAGGAUAACAGACUAACCGCCAGCAGGUCCUCCAGUAAACGGCUCUUCGUUUCCUCGGCAACCUCCGUCUGUCCGUUGAGAGCAGUCUUUAAGAUAUCUUUGUAUUUCUUCAUCUGCUGGAUGACUUGUUUCUUCGACGUUACUUUGACUCUAAACUCCUGCUGUGUGUCUUCACUCUCUACGGGCUCCAUCUUUACCGCCAACUUUGAUUACAUUUUUUAAAAGAACGUCUAACUUCCGGGUGCGACUGCAGUACGUCGUCCCCGGAAACACACACACACGUCUACAAGUCGCAGAAAAGUUCCGCCUGGCUGUUAGCGGUGUGUACAACGACAACAUGGAUAAUUAUCGCUGUUUUUUAGUGUAAUUUGCUCUCUUAACUCUUAUCAUUUUGACUUUUUCAAUGGAAUAUGGUUUCGUUGACUGCCAUUGUCAUAUAUCAGCCCGUGAGUUUGAAAAGGCCGGGGUAAAGACUCUGGUUGCAGUGACAGAAGAAGUCGGAGAGUUUGACAGAGUUCUGCAGCUGCAGGAGUGUUAUCCAGAUCUGGUGGCUCCAUGUCUGGGCCUCCACCCCCUGCAGGAGGGCGGGCAGCGCAGCGUGAAUCCUCAGGAUCUUGACGCUGCCCUGCCGCUGUUCUACAAACACAGAGAACGCCUCGUCGCUAUUGGAGAGAUCGGUUUAGACUUCACUCCGUGGUGCGCUCCCUCUCAGCGGGACAGAGAGGAUGAGACGAGCGUCUUCAUCAAACAGCUGAGUGUCGCCAAGGAGCUGCAGCUGCCUGUAAACGUCCACUCUCGAUCUGCUGCUAGAGUCACCAUAGAGACGCUGAGAGAACAAGGUAUCAGUCGAGCGCUGCUUCAUAACUUUGCAGGGAAGCCGUCGGUGGCUCUGGAGGGAGUGCAGGCUGGUUUCCUCUUCUCCUUCCCCCCCGCUGUCUGCAGGAACCACCAGAGAGACAAGCUGAUCCAGCAGAUCCCUCUGGAGCACAUCUGUCUGGAAACGGACUCUCCUGCCCUCGGGCUCGACAAGCAUGAGAGGAACGAGCCCUGUAACAUCGCUCUGUGCUGCCGGCACAUCGCUGACGUCAAAGGUCUGUCCCCACGAACCGUUCAGAUGGUCACCGCACAAAACGCACUCAGACUUUUCCCAAAAGUUAAGACUCACAUGUAAGCCUCUGAAGGGCGGGGUCGGACUGUAGGGGGCGCCAGAGGCAACUUCAUGUAGAAUAUGUUUGGAAAUGAACCUUAGCAUUUGCAUUUCUAUUGGCACGGCUGUGUGACAGAGAUAAUUUUGCAUCAAGAAGAAAUAUAUUUGUAUAUGGAACAAAACAUAUACUGUAUGUACAACACUAACUUAAUACUGACUUUAGCAGGAUGUCAUCAAAGCUUGCUAGUAUUAGCAUUUAGCUCAAUGUACAGCUACUCUGACUGGGAUUUAAUGAUCAUAUUUUGAGACAGAACGUCUAACCUGCAGGACCUGCAAUCGACCUGAAAUAAAAAGCCAAAUAUAUAGUUUACAAUCAUUAAUCCGGACUAUGAUUGGCUGCCAAAUGUCUGGGCAUUGGACAAGAGUGUUGGAGAUGCAACAUGAGCUUUAGAGUCACAGACAGAUCCUCAAGAUAAAGUAGAACACUGAAAAGCAGAGGCAUCAUUUACUUUGGGUAUUGUUUUAUUCAUUAAAGGAGUAAAUGUUGAGUUCAGGUUUUUGUUGUGUCAGCUCCCGUCGGGCUGCAGCCGCUUACACCAGUUGUGAUUCAUCUGGAGGAGACAAACUGGCGUUACAGAUUUAUAAAGUAUGACAUGAAACAACUUGAAAAAAGUGCAUGAGUUUAAUUACAACUGCUCAGUGGGGGUUUAAUCGUAGGCUGAUUUUAAAACAAGAUGAUAUGCAUAGAUUCUGGAUUUCAUGAAUCACGAGGAGCUGAAUACAGAAAAAUAAAGGAAUUCAGAAAAUGACAAAUA
Messenger RNA from Eleginops maclovinus (Patagonian blennie), 2052 nucleotides. It is a transcript of the gene tatdn3, whose product is annotated as TatD DNase domain containing 3. Bases 494 to 1261 code for a protein of 255 amino acids. The record is from RefSeq and is a predicted model, not a curated record. The transcript has 9 exons. Lineage: Eukaryota; Metazoa; Chordata; Actinopteri; Perciformes; Eleginopidae. Gene Ontology annotation, molecular function: hydrolase activity, acting on ester bonds.